Messenger RNA from Eimeria tenella, 2355 nucleotides. RefSeq lists its product as uncharacterized. NCBI's taxonomy places the organism in Eukaryota, Apicomplexa, Conoidasida, Eucoccidiorida, Eimeriidae. The transcript has 4 exons. The coding region runs from base 1 to 2355 and encodes 784 amino acids. The record is from RefSeq and is a predicted model, not a curated record. Gene Ontology annotation, biological process: positive regulation of gene expression.
AUGACUCCUGCUGCUGCUGCUGCUGCUGCCUGCAGCAAAAGGCCCCCGCCUGGCUGCUCUGCUGCAUGUGAAGCAGCAGCAGGAGCCCCUAUGGGCCACAGCCAUGCGAGCCUCCUGCAGCAGCACCAGCAGCGGCGCGGGCAACAGCAGCAGCAGCAACAGCAGCAGCAGCAGCAGCAGCAGCAGCAGGAGAUGGCGGCCUUAAAAAGCCCUCUAAGGGGCCCCUCACCCUCACAGGCCGCAGCCACAGGCAGCUCCUCCAGCAGCGAGGCCUCGCGGGGGCCCCCCGAGGGGCCCCCGGAGGGGCCCCCGGAGGGGUUUCCGGGGGGCCCCCUUGAGGGGCCCCCAGGGGGCCCCCCUGAGGGGCCCCCUGGGGGGCCCCAGCCUUCAAAGCAGUACCCUUUACCGCGGGGCCGAGGCCUCUCUCUAGAGCUUUAUCAGGGGCCCCCUGUGGGGUCCCCCUCUCCGCUGCUGCUGCCCCCACAGAUGGCCCUCCAGGGGGCCCCCCAGGGGUCCCCCCGUGGGGGCCCCCUGGGGGCCCCCUCGGGGGGCCCCCUGGGGCCCCCCGGGGGGCCCCUGGAGCUCGCAAAGGCAGGAAGGCCCCUGCUGCAGCUGUCGCUGGGAGAGGGGGGCCCUGGGGGCCCCUGCGGAGAGAACAGGGGCCCCCCCGAUGUGCAGCAAAGGGCCCUGAGUUUAGAUUUAGCUUUAAAUUUAAAGAAGAGCUUCAUUCUGCAGCAAGCGCAGCAAACAGCUCUUUACAAGGAAAGGCUUAAGCGGCACAGGCAGGCACUAGAUGCUUCCCCUGCUGCUGCUGCUGCUGCGGAGCAGGCUCCUGCUGCUGCUGCUGCUGCACUCGCGGCGAUACCUGAGGGGCCCCCCACGGACAGCAGCAGCAGCUUUGAAGGCUUCGGGGGCCCCAGGGGGCCCCUGCGGCUGCCGCCGCCUUCUCUUGAGUCGUAUCUGCUGCAGCUGGAAGAGCCGCAGCAGCGCAGCAGCAGCAGCAGCAGCAGCAGCGGGUGGCUGCAGCACGAGGGCGCGCAAGCAGCAGGGGACCCCUCGCCCCAGCGCAGCCCCAACAGCAGCAGAAGAGCAGCAAGGGCCCUCAGGUCCCCCUUGGGGGGCCCCUCAGUGUUGCAGGCCCCUGAGGACCGGCGGCCAAGAGCUCGUGCUGCAUGCCACGCAGAUGCUGCUGCUGCUGCUGCUGCUGGGUCGGGCGGGCAGUCGGAGUCCCCCACGCGCAGCAGCAGCAGCAGCAGCAGCGUCCAGCAGCUGCUGCAGCUGCAGCAGCAAGACUCCGUCUCGCCUAUGGGAAAGCUGCGGCGCUUUUGGCUUUUCAUUUCAGGGGGGGGGCAGCAAGGGGAAGAGGAGCAGCAGCCGGAGGAGCAGGAGCAGCAGCAGCAAGAGGAGCAGCAUCACGAGGAGCAGCAGCCGCAGCAGCAGGACCAGCAGCAGCAGCAGCAGCAGCAGCAGCUACUGCUGCUGCAGCGGGGAGCCCACAGCUGUCCAGCUGAUUUUGUGCGCCAGGAGCCCUUCGGGAUUAGUGAGGGAUCGCCUGUGGGGCCCCUGCGGGGACAGUCCGUCCCAUUAGUUAUAGACGAGGUGCUGCUGCUGCAGCAGCAGCAGCAGCAGCACCUGGGGCCCCUGGGGCCCCCGGAUGACACUCAAGUUGGUGCAGAUGCAGCUCCAGGGGCCCCCAAAGGGGAGAAGCACAUCCAGUUGAGCAGCGAAGAGCAGCAGCCGCAGCAGCGGGAAGAGCAGCAGCAGCAGCAGCAGAAAGACAAGCAGCAGCAAGAGGCCGUUCUCGAGUUUUUCACCCCGCGGCCCAGCCUGGACGUGAGCACUCACCGACUGCUGCAGGCUCCGGGCCCAAAGACAGCAGCAGCAGCAGCAGCUGCAGCAGCUGCAGCAGCAGCAGCAGCAGCAGCAGGACGCGGCCUUUCUCCUGCUUCUUCUGCUGCUUGUCUCUCCCCACAGGAAGGCACUUCAGCAGAAGCAGAAUUUCUUUCGCCGCUGCAGGGCAGCCCUUUGGGGCUGAGCCCGAAGGCUGUGCCUACUCCCUCUGAAGAGCAGCAGCAGCAGCAGCAGCAAAAGCAGCAGCAGCAGCAGCAGCAGGAGCAGCAGCAGCCGCAGCAGGAAGAGCAGCAGCAGCAGCAAGAGCAGCAGCAGCCGCAGCAAAAGCAGCAGCAGCAAAGCUGCUCCCAGACUGGGGAGGCAGUAGGGCGCCUCCAGCAGCGGCGGAGACACCUGACGCAGCAGCAGCAGCAGCAGCAGCAGCUGGCCGGUCCCCCAGCAGCAGCGACUCCGUUGCAAUGCUGCUGGAGGAGGCAGCAAAGUCUCUCCAAGAAGCGCUCGUGA